Messenger RNA from Physeter macrocephalus (sperm whale), 4493 nucleotides. It is a transcript of the gene ST3GAL5, whose product is annotated as ST3 beta-galactoside alpha-2,3-sialyltransferase 5. The coding region runs from base 220 to 1092 and encodes 290 amino acids. Lineage: Eukaryota; Metazoa; Chordata; Mammalia; Artiodactyla; Physeteridae. The transcript is spliced from 4 exons. Gene Ontology annotation, molecular function: lactosylceramide alpha-2,3-sialyltransferase activity. The record is from RefSeq and is a predicted model, not a curated record.
CCAGGGAAGCCCCCGAAAGCAGAUGUUUUGUGUUACAAGACAGUCAUCCACAAGGGAGCUACAUCAAACAUCGCAGGACAAAGUGUCACCUGUCAGAGUAUAUUUCUGAUGACUGAGAGCCUUUGAAACUCAGGUCUGUGUGCUUCAUUCCAGAGAGCCCAGCAAUAUGCCCAGCAAGUCCUGCAGAAGGAAUGCCGGCCCCAGUUUGCCAAGAGGUCGAUGGUGCAGCUCUUCAGGCGCAGGUACAGCUCGGACCUGCCACCUUUCGUGACGAAGGCCCCCGCAGGGAGCGAGUCCAAGUACAAGUACGACCCUCCUUUCGGAUUCCGCAAGUUCUCUGAGAAAGUCCAGACCCUCUUGGAACUCUUGCCCGAGCAUGACUUUCCUGCACACUUGAAAGCCAAGAGCUGCAGGCGUUGUGUGGUCAUUGGAAGUGGUGGAAUCCUCCACGGACUAGAGCUGGGCCAGGCCCUGAACCAGUUCGAUGUUGUGAUAAGGUUAAACAGUGCACCGGUUGAAGGAUAUUCAGAGCAUGUUGGAAAUAAAACUACUAUAAGGAUGACUUAUCCAGAGGGUGCACCACUGUCUGACCUUGAAUAUUAUUCCAAUGACUUGUUUGUUGCUGUUUUAUUUAAGAGUGUUGACUUCAACUGGCUUCAGGCGAUGGUCAAAAAUGAAACCCUGCCGUUUUGGGUGCGACUCUUCUUUUGGAAGCAAGUGGCGGAAAAAAUCCCGCUACAGCCAAAGCAGUUCAGGAUUUUGAAUCCAGUUAUUAUCAAAGAGACUGCCUUUGACAUCCUUCAAUACUCAGAGCCUCAGUCAAGGUUCUGGGGCCGAGAUAAGAACGUCCCCACGAUUGGUGUCAUUGCCGUUGUCUUAGCCACGCAUCUGUGCGAUGAAGUCAGUUUGGCGGGCUUUGGCUAUGACCUCAGCCAACCCAGAACACCUCUGCACUACUUUGACAGUCUCUGUAUGGCUGCCAUGAACUUUCAGACCAUGCACAAUGUGACGACAGAGACCGGGUUCCUCCUGAAGCUGGUCAGAGAGGGCGUGGUGAAGGAUCUCAGCGGAGGCAUCCAUUGUGAAUUUUGAACCCAGAAAACCUCACUUGAAAAUGCAGUUCUGACCCGGAGGGCUGUUUUUCACAGCCUUCUUGAUGCGUCCUGCAAGAACUUUGAAGUGCAUCUGGUGUUUUUUAACUUUUAAUUUAAAAAACAAAAACAAUACAGAAAGUUCCGCUCUUCCCACUUUUUUUCCUCUAUUUAUUUGAAGCCAGUGAUUUUGCACAAAAUUUUGUAAGUUAAUUUUGAGAAUGGGAAAGACUUUCCAAAGAGAAUUGUAUGUAAUGAUGUUUUAUUGUAUUUUAAGGAAGUUAUUUAAUUUGUAAAAACUCUGUUCGUGUCUACUGCACAUAGAAUCCCAGGUCAUUAAGUGGAAAAAGGGAGGCGACUCCUUUGAUGACAGCCCUGAAUGCCUGAUUCUGGUUCUCUGUGAGUCUUUUUGGUGGGACAGAUGUCAGAAACACUUCCAGGGUGACACGUGCUGGGUAGCUAAACCACUGGGACUGGUUGGGCCGUGCUGCUGCAUGAGGCCUGGGCCGGUCGGAGAACUUCACAGUCCCUAUCCAUUGAUCAGCCUUCUGCAGGAAGACUUGUAGGAAUCGAGCAGGGGAGCUGUCCUGCAGGUCCCAGGUCAAGGAGGGACACAGAGACAUUUUCUGUGUCCCCCGAGUACCGCAAAGCUGCCCCAGGCGGUAGAAGCCACGGUCUUCCCCGCAGUUACGACAACUCUUGGAUUUCUUGAGAGUUUUUAACUGCCUUCCAAACACUUAAAAGUUAAUUCAGAUUAUUCCACUGUCUGUCUGAGGUGGCUUAUAAAAAUUAGGACAAAACCUCUCUUCUCCAGAGUCGUAGAGGAAUAAACUCUUUCCAGGAAUAAUCAUGUUUUUUGAAACACUGAAAUGAAGUCCUCCCAGUGUUAUAAAUUGCCUAUUUAAGAAAAAACGUGUUUUUUUUUUUUUUUGAAUGCCUCCUUGGCAGUGUGUACCAGGCAGUGUGCUGGUCAAAAAAAAAAAAGAAUAAAAGCUUUUGAGGAGCUCUUACAGUUAGUUAAUUUGAGUGCUUUUUUUUUUUUUUUUUUUUUUUUUCCACCCAGAAGAUAAGUUUACAAGUCUAGCUAAAAUGUCCUUCUUGGAGGCCACCGCUAGGCAGGACCUCACUGCAGAUGCCUGUGAGGAGGGCUGGGGGAGGAAGGGGUCUCCCCCGCUGGCUGCUGCCGCCGCCCCUCCCCCAAUUCUAUUUCUCCCACCGCCCCGGUGCAGCGCUGACUCCCAGGCCAGGCCGAUGGCUUCCACAUCUGCCAGCUCCCCGGCAUGUGCGGGGCAAGGAGCCAGGUCAUAGCUCUGAAUGAGUCCCUUGGAUCUCCAGGGUUCUGGGGUCAAGCUCAGAGCAGCCUGCGUAACAAAAUAGGAUUUCUCUGGUUUUAUGCCCUGUCUUAAAAUUUUCUAUGGAUUUUGCUUUCUACUCUGUAAGACACUGUUUAGGAAAAAAAUGCUUUAAAAUUCCUACCUGUUAAAUGAUGAGACUUAGCUCUGAAUAUUGAGACUCAGGAAAAUGGUCCGCAGCUGUCCUAUGUUGCAGGUGAGGCCAGGCCUGCACCACACACCUCCACCCCCAUCACGCUUUCAACUUAGUGCAGCCUUAUAGGCACACAUGCUCUUACGUGGAUGUAAUCAUUGGUUUUGAGGCAACUUAGGAUGACUUCCACAUGUUCUGUACUUUAACAUACUUCUCACUAGAACUUUGAGCCACAGAAAAUUUCAGUGAGUUUUAGUUUUUUGUUUCUUCCUACAGAGAGCUUAUUCUCUCCAGAAACCUAGGCUGGCCGUAGAAACAUUUUUGGGGGACCAGGAUGAGUAUCUCCUGAUGACGUGUGUCAUGUUUCUAGGCAAAGAUAAAUUGGGAUCUUCUGAACAACUUCAUUUUUCUAGGUGUUACCGUGCCUUCUUCACUGAUACUUUUGUGUCACGAUGUUGUUGUUGUUUUUAAAUUUCCCAACAAUGUACUAAUAAGGCAUUGGCCAUGUCUAUUCUCACAGAUUUGGGGACGGGGGCGGGUCUCAUCAUCUGUGGACCCAUUCGUUAAAAUAAGUUGUCAAGCCCACUUUUUGGACUGUUCCUGUUGAACUAUGACCUCUUGACCGGCAACGGUCAAUCUGGUUUGUGUGCAGACAUGGGCUGAUUGUAAAAGAAAACAAGCAGUAGUCACACCCUAGUCUCCCCAGGGUAUUAAAGAUUUCUGAAACCAAGGACCUCUUUAUUUUAACUACAUUCUAACUCCAGUGCUUUGGGACUUGAUAUCAAAGGGAUUGUUACAUUUGCCUUAUUUCUGUCUUAGGAGAAGCUUUCAGACCAGCAUCAUAGGAAGAUUUUGAAAUGGGAUCUAUUCUCCUUGGCAGGUUUACAGCAUCCAAGUGUGGGUUAUUUUUUCUUCCUCUCUUUGGUGCACUUCAGUCAAGUCCAUUGAGAAAGAAGGAAAGGACUAGUUCUGUGAUUUAGCAGAAUUCCCCUUAGAAUGAAGUGAGCUUUUAGAACGCUUGUGUAGCAAGCAGGAACUGUACAACACUGGGCCUGCCCUCCGUGCGUGCACGAGGUGACAAACUGCUUCCCUCAAACGAAGGACUCUGUGUUGCUGCCCGUGGGUCUGACACCGUCUUCCCAGACGCUGACCCUCCCUGAAGGCCACCCAGAUGACCACACCCUCAGCUCUCAGACUAAGGUGCAGACAACAGGGGAAAAGACCCAGUACAUAGCGCACGCCCUGCCCUUCGCUGGAGGGCCAGGCACCCUGGCUCAAGCUUGUCUUUUUCUCUUCUUUCCUACAUCCCAAUGCCAUUUUAGCCUGUUUUUGUGUUCACAGAACAAGGUGUUUAUGUGUAUUUACCUACAACCGACACAACGUAAAACUGAAGUAAAUUGAGGAGAACCAUUCAUUCAUACGCACAUUCAAAUUUUGACAAGAAAGUAGUGUCCCCCAAAAGGAAACCGCAGUCUUCGUAGUUGGACUUUCAUUACCCAAAUGAUUCGAUGUGACUAGUUCCCAAUAUUAAAUUCCAACCCAUUCUGCAGACAGGAAAAGUAGCCACUCAGCGGGGCUGUGGUGAAAUGAGAAUAAAUUACAUGCUGUGAAAUUUAGUCAUGACUUUUUUAAAAGCAGAUUUUUCCGAUGAGCUGUGUCAACAAGACAUGUCGGAAGAAUGACAGGUUUAUAAGUUGCCUUCUGUCUGGUAGAAGUGAGAUGUCAAGUUUUGCUCUGGUGUCAGGCAGCCAUCCAAGAUUGGGCAGAUGUAGCCAUUACAGCCUUUGUGUAGCUGGAAAUAUUAACAAAGUGAACUUUCAGAAAAUGUACAGUAAGAAACUGACUAUGGGGCUUCCCUGGUGGCGGAGUGGUUGAGAGUCCGCCAGCCGAUGCAGGGGACACGGGUUCGUGCCCCGG